AUGGUCGCCCUUGUCAACUGGAAUAACGAAAUCCGAUAUGAGGUACCUGAUAACCAGUUUAAGACGCCGACUCAAGUUUCGGACAUCCAGGCGGCUGUCAGACAAGCCUAUGAGCAGGCCCAACGAGUGACCGUCGUCGGAGCCAUGCAUUCUACCACUGAGUGCACAAUGGGCACUGGCACCGUCAUCUCGAUGAAGAAUUUCAAUCGCGUCCUUGAUGUUGAUAAGGAGCGGUUGACUGUCACCGUGGAAGGAGGUGUGACCCUGCACCAGCUCUGCGGCCACUUGAAAGAACUCGGCUUCCAGCCUCCUGUCAUCCUGGAAUAUGGCAAUUUCCAGAUUGGCGCCAUCAGCGGCACGCAUGCCAAUGACACCUCUGUAACACGAUCUGCGCAGUUCUCGUCGUUUGUUCUCGGCGUGAAGCUGGUCACUCCAAGUGGUGAGCUCAUGGAAAUAUCAGAAUCACAGAAUGCGGAAUACCUACCUGCCAUUCGCUCCCAUUUCGGCAUGCUCGGCGUCGUCUACGAGGUCACCUUGCGUAUCUUCAAGACGCAACCGUUGCACAUCAGUUUUCAGGUCGGGCAAAUCGACGCAUUCACGGAGAACUUUGCAGCCGAACUGCAGGCUCUCAAAGCGGACAACGACCAGGUGUUCGGGAUGCUAUUUCCGAACACCGGCGAGCUGCUAUGGCAGUGCCGCAAGUUCUUGGAUCCAGCGGUACCGAGGCUGAGUUCCCCAACCGCCUGGCUGGACUCGAUUGAAAGCAAGAAUAUCAGUCUGUUCGGCAGUCUGAUUCUGCCCCUGGCAAAGGCCUUGACGGCGCUACGCCCGUCGGCAGAAGUGGCCGGGCUCAUUCUCCAAGCGACGGUCGGCUUGCCACUAAAGAUGAUCCGCCACAGUCGCUAUAUCAUCGAUCCGUGCGAUCGUGCUGUCAUCUACGCCGCAGAUGAUCCAGACUUUGACUUCUAUGACUGGGUGUUUCCCGAGGGGAAAUGGUGUGACAUGGCUCGGGCAUUUUUGCAGCUGAGCCGCCAGUUUCGGCGACAGCGGGACUUUACCUUGCCGUUGCCUGCACUAAUUUACUUUAUCAAGCAGGACCAGGAGUCCUUGCUGUCACGAUCACGGAGCGCCAACAUGAUGGCAAUUGAUCCACUGUACCCUGACCCGAAGGAGCCCAGGUGGAAGGAGUUUCGCCUCGCCUUUAACGAGGUUGCUGUGCGCCACGGCGGCAUCCCUCAUAUCAACAAAACGCGUGACGGGGCCAUCGGCCAUUUUGCGCAGACCGAGGAUCAGGACAGCAUCCGGCAGUUUCUCGCGAUACGCCAGCAGCUUGACCCAAAGGGCCUGUUCCUCAAUGACUACUUUAAGACCAUGUUCGCCAAGUACAUUCAAGGUGCUUGA
Messenger RNA from Trichoderma virens Gv29-8, 1401 nucleotides. RefSeq lists its product as uncharacterized. Gene Ontology annotation, cellular component: membrane. Lineage: Eukaryota; Fungi; Ascomycota; Sordariomycetes; Hypocreales; Hypocreaceae. Gene Ontology annotation, molecular function: FAD binding; D-arabinono-1,4-lactone oxidase activity. Bases 1 to 1401 code for a protein of 466 amino acids. The transcript has a single exon. The record is from RefSeq and is a predicted model, not a curated record.